Molecule: messenger RNA, 3149 nt
Organism: Pteronotus mesoamericanus
Lineage: Eukaryota; Metazoa; Chordata; Mammalia; Chiroptera; Mormoopidae
Gene: PGAP6
Product: post-GPI attachment to proteins 6
Exons: 13
Coding region: 130-2430 (766 amino acids)
Cellular component (GO): membrane
Source: RefSeq, a predicted model, not a curated record
GGGACGAUGGGAGCCCAGGGCAGCGGGGGCGGUGGCAGGGCCCAUAGUGGCGGCGGUGGCUGCCCGGGUGGCAGCGGGGGCAGGCGGCUGGAGACACUGUCUGCGUAGCGCUGGGUCGAGCGCAGAGCCAUGGGCCGGGCUGGAACCGGGACCGGAGGCGCGGCGGUGGCAGUGGCAGUGGCGGGGCUGCUGUUGCUACUGAUGCUCGCUCGGCCCCCUCCUGCCGCCUCCAGCGACACCAGGAAGAGUGACAUCAGGCUGGUGUCUGAGCAGUUCUCGCAGUCCCCGCAGAAGCUGUCUUUCUACAGCUGGUAUGGCAGCGCCAGACUCUUCCACUUCCGAGUGCCCCCGGAUACUGUACUGCUGCGCUGGCUGCUGCAAGUGUCCCAGAGUGGCGGCCCCACAUGUGCAAACCUGGAGAUCACUGUGUACUUCCGCUAUGGCGCCCCUCCAGUCAUCAACCCACUGGGCACCAGCUUCCCUGCCAACACCUCUGUGCAGCCCUCCUUCCUCGUCAAGAUGUUGCAGAGCAACACUUCCAUCAACGUCUCCCACCCAGCACCUGGGGACUGGUUUGUGGCUGCCCACCUGCCCCCCUCAUCCCAGAAGAUUGAGGUGAAGGGCUUUGUUCCCACUUGUGCCUACAUCUUCCAGCCUGACAUGCUGGUCAUGCGGGUAGUCGAGGUCUCUAUCCUGGAGCCUGACAUACCCUUUCCACAGACCCUCCUCUCCCACCCCAGCUACCUCAAAAUCUUCGUCCCUGAAAAUACCCAGGAACUGCGGCUGGAGCUGCAGGGCUGUGCAUCCAAUGGGAGCCUAGGCUGCCCUGUUCGCCUCACUGUGGGCCCAACUACCUUGCCCAGCAACUUUCAGAAGGUUCUGACCUGCACUGGCUCUACCCAGGCCUGCCACCUGCUGUUGCCCUCACCACCCUGGGACCGGUGGUUGCAAGUGACAGCCAAGAGCCUGGCAGGGCCCCAUGUAUCAGUGGCUUUCAGUGCUGUAGCUGUUCUCACAGCCUGUAGGCCUUGGAUUGUGAACUUCCAGCAUCUUCUGCAGAGCAGUCCAAACCAGAGCUGUAACACUUCCACGGGUCUACUGCCCCCAAGCCCUGGCUACCAGGACCUGGGCAGGAACAGCAGUGUGGGUGGUGGUCCCUUCUGCCUCAUGAACUACCAGGUCAUGCGGGAAGACAUGGAUGUGGUGUCUGUGCACUUCAGUCCCCUAGACAGGGUCUCCGUGCUGGUGCAGUCAGAUAUGCCUUCGGUGAUGCGGCUGCAACUCAACACAGGCAUGGACAGUGGGGGCUCCCUCACCAUCUCCCUGUGGGCCAACAAGAGUGUCAUUUCCAACAACACCUUGGUAAUGGUCUGCGUGAAUGCUGCCUCGCCCUUUCUCAGCUUCAACACUUCGCUCAACUGCACCACAGCCUUCUUCCAGGGUUAUCCACUGUCUUUGAGCACCUUGUCUCGCAAGGCCAACCUUAUCAUCCCCUACCCAGAGACAGACAACUGGUACCUCUCCCUGCUGCUUGCAUGCCCUCAGAGCCCUGAGGAGUGUGAGAAGGCCUCGGUCCUUGUGGAGACCUCCUUGUACCUGGUACCCUGCUUGAAUGACUGCGGACCGUAUGGCCAGUGUCUCCUACUGCGCAGACAUGGCUACCUGUAUGCGGGCUGCAGCUGCAAGGCAGGCUGGCGUGGGUGGAGCUGCACAGACAACAGCACGGCCCAGACCUUGGCCCAGCAGAGGGUGGCCGCGCUUCUCCUCACCCUCAGCAACCUCGUGUUCCUGGCUCCCAUCACCCUUUCUGUGUACCGCUGCCUCCUAGUGGAGGCCUCCGUCUAUGCCUACACCAUGUUCUUCUCCACGUUCUAUCAUGCUUGCGACCAGCCGGGGGAGGCAGUGCUGUGCAUCCUCAACUACGACACUCUGCAAUACUGCGACUUCCUGGGCUCUGGAGUGUCCAUCUGGGUCACCAUCCUCUGCAUGGCACGGCUGAAGGCGGCCCUGAAAUAUGUUCUACUUCUACUGGGCACGCUGGUAUUCGCCAUGUCUUUGCAGCUGGACCGCAGAGGUGCCUGGAACAUGAUGGGGCCUUGUCUCUUUGCCUUUGUGGUCAUGGUCACUAUGUGGGUGUACCGCUGUGGGCACCGGCGCCACUGCUAUCCCACCUCGUGGCAGCGCUGGGUCUUCUACCUCCUGCCUGGCAUCUCCAUGGUCGCUGUGGCCAUUGCCAUCUACACCUCCAUGAUGACCAGUGACAACUACUACUACACCCACAGCAUCUGGCACAUGCUUCUGGCAGGGAGCACGGCAUUCCUGCUGCCACCACGUGACAAGCACACUGAGCCCUGGGCCUGCUCACAGAAGCUCACCUGCCACUAUCAGAUCUGCAAGAACCACAGAGAGGAGCUGUACACAGUGACUUGAUGCAGCCAACUCAGGGAUACCCACAGCUCUGAUGAUGAUCUCUCCAGCCAGGGGCAGGACCAAGGGAGAGGGACUCUGUCCAGAUGGAUUUCCAACUGAAUAAAAUUGCCUUGUGCACCCACUUGCUUUCUCCUCCUGAGGAGAGGACAACAACCUCCAAUUCCCUUGUACCUGCUAGCUGCCAGCUGACCCCAUCCCUCUGCAGGUCCCAGCUGGUGUCUGCAGUGUCCCCUGGGGCCACAACCUGGCUGCCUGGAGACCACAGUUACUGUUCAGGGGAGACUCUUCUGCUGGCCUGGGGACAAUUGGAGAUGUGGAGAAAUAUUCGCCCAUCACCCUGUUCCCUUGUGAGGCUGUGUUAUGAGACCCAGCAGGGCAGAGGAGGCUUGGGACCACCUCUCCCCAGCCCCCUAACACCACUGAGGCAGAGAGCUGUGUGCCUGAAUGCUAGUCUACCUCGGGCAUGGGACUGCCCUCUACUGAUGAAGUUGCUGUGAGGAGAGGUGACCAUGGCUACCAGAGAGCUGAUGGGCCCUGGGAGGCGUAGGGUCCAACUGCCAUGAGUGGUGGCGUGGGAGAAGCUGGCUUCUGUCUGUGGUACCCUGCCCUUUCCCUCUCUCUUGUUCUCAGGUUUGAAGGUGCAGUUCCCUGAAAAGAACAUCCUGGAGAGGGGGCUGCUGAGCUAUUCUGUGGGUGCCAGCAACACAAGGCACACCUUG